Messenger RNA from Psilocybe cubensis, 747 nucleotides. RefSeq lists its product as uncharacterized. NCBI's taxonomy places the organism in Eukaryota, Fungi, Basidiomycota, Agaricomycetes, Agaricales, Agrocybaceae. The record is from RefSeq and is a predicted model, not a curated record. The coding region runs from base 1 to 747 and encodes 248 amino acids. The transcript is spliced from 3 exons.
AUGUCCAAAAAGGAGGAAAAGGCCCAGCUCAAGGAAUCACAAUCUCUCCUCGAGUUCUACAAGUUGCACAAGGACACGAUAGCGUCCUGCACACUUGGCGCCUUUUGCAUUACCCUUGAUCGGCCUACCACUCGAAACCUCCGAGAAAUGCUCGUCAUUCAAGUUGUACCAAACCCGGCGUCCACACGCCCUGAGACGGCUUUUCGAGUAACAGAUGCAAAGAUCAUGUCGCUGGAUUCACCAGAAACCAUCGAACACUUUGGUCAAAGCCAGUGCGAGCAUUUUCGGAAGUACCUGGUAGAGGUUGCAAAGAUGAAUGAACGGGUAGGCAAUAUUGGCGGUUUCAUGGUAGUCUUGGAGACGAACUCUAUCAAAUAUUAUGAGCCCGUCUCCUUCAAACGACCGCCAGUGUUGUUGCCAUCUUCGAACCCGGAUGACAUUCCUCUGCGUUUAACUUGGAGGCAGAGCUUGAUACGAACUUUGAACAGCGUAAUGCCAUGUUCUUUUGACGCUUCUGGCAAUUUGGUGAUCAUGUUGGGUGGUGGGCAUGUGUUGCUCGUCGUCGUGAAGACACAGAUUCCCGAAACGGGAAAUAACAAAAAAAUGGAGACGAAAGGGAGAGAUUAUCGUUUCUUGCAAACCACAAGUUCAUCCUACGAACGUGGUACGGCAAAAUUGAUUUUUCGAGGUGGCCACAUUCUCCUGUGUUUGACUGCUUUUGCGACGGGAGAAGGAAAGAUGUCAUAA